GUCGUAGUAUAACAUAAUUCUCUGCAAGUCGUUCAAUUUCAAAUUUUGCAACCCAACGACCGAAAAGGCGCCCCCUACAUAUACCCUUAGGGAGGGGGAAGGGUCCGUAUUAAAGCAGGAUUAAACCCGACCCAGAAGCCAAAUGUCAGCCCGAACGCAAAACCAGAACCCAGCUCAAAGAGACUACGUGAUCCAAGAAGAAGAUGAAGAAGAAGAGGUGUUGAAGCUUGAAGAAGAAGUGGAACAAAUAACCCAGAAAGUACUCGAGUACAGAACUAAACUUCCGAAUCAACUUAACUCCACACACGCUUCUCUCCUCUCUUCUCAACGACCCAUUAUUCCCCCGACCCGUUUGUCCGAAAAUGGAUCUGAACCUCGACUUGAAUUGGAGACGGGUCCUAAUCCAGUGGUACCUGUUGAGUCAAGUGGAAUGGCCUCAUUAGUUGGAGAGGGUCAAGGGGAAGCUGAGAAAAUACAGCUCCUCAAACUGAAGAUCUCAAGUAAUGCCUCUAUGAUGUCUAUUGUUUUGAAAAGGAUGAAAGACUAUAUCGUAAGGAUCGAUGAAUUGGAGAUCUCCAAUGGAAUCAUCCAUCCGGCUUUUAAAAGGAAACGAACAAGUUGACCAGGUUUUUCAUUCACUUUAGAUGCUUCUUGUUUUGUUGUCUAUUCGAAUUCACAGUGUGUUGUCCAUGCUAACUUCUUUGCCAGUUCAAUAUGUAACAUGAUGUAGCUUGUCUUAAUCUUUGUUGUCGGGGUUAGCUGCGAUGAGUUGAUAAUAACACGUACACCAAGUUCUUGAAAAUUCUCAGUUUAUCAAUUCUUGAAGCCCUUUUUGUUUCU
This is a messenger RNA of Olea europaea var. sylvestris, 840 nucleotides long. RefSeq lists its product as uncharacterized. The transcript is spliced from 2 exons. Bases 143 to 622 code for a protein of 159 amino acids. Lineage: Eukaryota; Viridiplantae; Streptophyta; Magnoliopsida; Lamiales; Oleaceae. The record is from RefSeq and is a predicted model, not a curated record.